AGCCGACUGGGUGCUGAAUCGCCCCUCCCCCACCCCCAGCCGCCCCUACACCGGGACCCUCCCCCCGCAGGAGCCGCUGGGGCAGGGGGCGCAGCGGAGCCAGGAUGAGUGGGGGGGUCUAUGGAGGAGAUGAGGUGGGGGCGCUCGUCUUUGACAUCGGCUCGUUCUCAGUCCGAGCUGGCUACGCCGGAGAAGACUGCCCCAAGGCGGAUUUCCCCACCACGGUGGGGCUGCUGGCCCCCGAGGAGGCGGCGCUGGAGCUGGACGGGGACAAGGAGAAGAAGCCGGGGAAGGUUUAUUACAUCGACACCAACUCGCUGCACGUCCCACGGGAGAACACGGACGUCCUGUCGCCCCUCAAGAACGGCAUGAUCGAGGACUGGGACUGUUUCCAGGCCAUCCUGGACCACACCUACGGGAAACACGUCAAGUCGGAGCCCGGCCUGCACCCUGUGCUCAUGUCCGAGGCGCCGUGGAACACCCGGGCCAAGCGGGAGAAGCUGACCGAGCUGAUGUUCGAGCAUUACGCCAUCCCGGCCUUCUUCCUCUGCAAGACCGCCGUCCUCACCGCCUUUGCCAAUGGCCGCAGCACGGGGCUGGUGCUCGACAGCGGGGCCACCCACACCACGGCCAUCCCCGUGCACGACGGCUACAUCCUGCAGCAAGGGAUCGUGAAGUCGCCGCUGGCCGGGGAUUUCAUCUCCAUGCAGUGCCGGGAGCUCUUCCAGGAGAUGAACAUCGAGAUCGUGCCCCCCUACAUGAUCGCUGCCAAGGACCCCGUGCGGGAGGGGGCCCCCCCCAGCUGGAAGAAGAAGGAGAAGCUGCCCCAGGUCUCCAAAUCCUGGCACAACUACACCUGCAAUGAGGUGAUCCAGGAUUUCCAGGCCUCGGUUCUACAGGUCUCCGACUCGCCGUAUGACGAGCAGGUGGCCGCCCAGAUGCCCACGGUGCACUACGAGAUGCCCAACGGCUACAACACGGACUAUGGGGCUGAGCGGCUGCGCAUCCCCGAGGGGCUGUUCGACCCCUCCAACGUCAAGGGCCUUUCCGGGAACACUAUGCUGGGUGUCGGCCACGUGGUGACCACCAGUAUCGGCAUGUGUGAUAUCGACAUCAGGCCGGGUCUCUACGGCAGCGUCAUUGUGACCGGGGGCAACACCCUGCUCCAGGGCUUCACGGACCGGCUGAACCGCGAGCUGUCGCAGAAAACACCGCCCCACCAUGGAGCGGAGAUUCAGCCCCUGGAUUGGGGGGUCCAUCCUCGCCUCGCUGGGCACCUUCCAGCAGAUGUGGAUCUCCAAGCAGGAGUACGAGGAGGGCGGGAAGCAGUGCGUGGAGCGGAAGUGCCCCUGAUGCAGCCGGCGCCCUCUGGUGGUGGGGCUGGGGGCCCCAGGGACAUCUUUCCUGGGGGUCCCCCACCCCACCCCACGCUGUUUCCAACCAUUGUGCUCACAACACCUUUGGCGGGGGGAGAGGGUCCCAUCCCCCCGUCACAGCCCCCCAUGGACUGUGCCGUUCCCCUCCCCCGGUGUCCCUCGCUAGCUCGUUCCGUGGUUCGUUAACUGGGUCAGUUCAUUUUCAUGGGUGCGCAUGUGGCAUCCGGACAUUGGCCCGUAAUAAA
Molecule: messenger RNA, 1621 nt
Organism: Gopherus flavomarginatus (Mexican gopher tortoise)
Lineage: Eukaryota; Metazoa; Chordata; Testudines; Testudinidae
Gene: ACTL6B
Product: actin like 6B
Exons: 14
Coding region: 105-1562 (485 amino acids)
Biological process (GO): regulation of transcription by RNA polymerase II; nervous system development
Cellular component (GO): SWI/SNF complex; NuA4 histone acetyltransferase complex
Molecular function (GO): chromatin binding
Source: RefSeq, a predicted model, not a curated record